UUGAGGAUUAUAUGUCAAAAGGGGGAAGAGGUGGAUGAGAAUUAAAUGAUGAAUGGGAGGAGUUCUUUAUUCUAACUCCAUUAAAAGCAAUCCCUGCACCUGGACAAGCACAGAGCAGAUUCACUAGCAGGAAGUCAGCAUGGCAGAUAAGUCCAAAUUUAUUGAGUACAUUGAUGAUGCUUUAGAAAAAUCAAAAGAAACUGCACUUUCUCGCUUAUUCUUCACCUAUCAGGGGAUUCCUUACCCAGUUACCAUGUGUACCUCAGAAACUUUCCAAGCGAUGGACACUUUUGAAGCCAGGAGCGAUGACAUUGUGCUAGCAUCUUACCCAAAGUGUGGUUCAAAUUGGAUUCUUCACAUUGUCAGUGAAUUAAUAUUUGCUGUUUCUAAAAAAAAAUAUGAAUGUCCAGAAUUCCCAGUUCUUGAAUGUGGGGACUCAGAAAAAUAUCAGAGAAUGAAACAGUUUCCGUCACCAAGGAUUUUGACAACUCACCUCCAUUAUGACAAAUUACCUGGAUCCAUCCUGGAACAUAAAGUCAAGAUAUUGGUGAUAUUCCGCAACCCUAAAGAUACAGCGGUAUCUUUUUUCCAUUUCCACAAUGAUGUCCCUGAUAUUCCAAGCUAUGCCUCUUGGGAUGAAUUCUUCAGACAGUUCAUGAAAGGACAAGUUUCUUGGGGAAGCUAUUUUGAUUUUGGAAUCAAUUGGAACAAACACCUGGACAAUGAAAAUGUUAAGUUCAUACUAUAUGAAGACCUGAAAGAGAAUCUGACUGCUGGAAUAAAACAAAUUGCUGAGUUCUUAGGAUUCUCUGUAACUGGGGAACAGAUUCAAACCAUCUCAGCCCAGAGUACCUUCCAAGCGAUGAGAGAAAAAUCUCAGGAGACGCAUGGUGCUGUUGGCCCAUUCCUGUUCCGCAAAGGUGAAGUUGGUGAUUGGAAAAACUUGUUCAGUGAAACUCAGAACCAGGAAAUGGAUGAAAAAUUCCAAGAGCUCUUAACAGGCACUCCCCUGGGAGUAAAGCUGAAGUAUGAAUCAUAUUGCCAGGCUUGAUUCUGGCCAAGUCAGCAGGCCUGAAUGUUUUCUUUUCCUUAAUCAUAAUUGAAUUUAGAUAAUUAUGAAAAAUUCAAAUAAUUAAAUAAUGAUAACAUUUAAAUCCGAAUAAUAUAAAUUCAAUAAUAAUGAUAAUAUCCGAAGUCUUUGAGCGCAAAUUUAAGUUUGUUCACCUUUUGAAGAAAAGGUCCACUUAUCUGUCCCAAAAGGACACUAUUAUUAAUGUGUUAUACUGGUUUCUUUUGCGGGGAGGGGGUAUACGGGGAUUGAACUCAGGGGUACUCUCCCACUGAGCUACAUCCCCAGGAGAUGGGGUCUCACUGAAUUGCUUAGUGCCUUGCUUUUGCUGAGACUGACUUUGAACCUGCGACCCUCCUGUAUGAGCCUCCCGAGCUGCUGUGAUUACAGGUGUGUGCCACCGCACCAGGCUACAUUGGGAUUUUAACUUCUCUUGUGCUCUGAAUUCACAAAAGGGCAUUAGUAGAUACUAUCAGAAACGUGCCUAGAUCUGUGUUUGAGCAUAGAGGAAGAGCUCUUCAUGCGAUGCACCAUUUUUUGUACUUUCCUUGUAAUUACUCUUACUUUUUCCCACUAUGGAUCA
Marmota monax (woodchuck) is the source of this 1652-nucleotide messenger RNA. RefSeq names its product sulfotransferase family 6B member 1 (gene Sult6b1). Gene Ontology annotation, molecular function: sulfotransferase activity. Gene Ontology annotation, cellular component: cytoplasm. Lineage: Eukaryota; Metazoa; Chordata; Mammalia; Rodentia; Sciuridae. The record is from RefSeq and is a predicted model, not a curated record. The transcript is spliced from 7 exons. Gene Ontology annotation, biological process: sulfation. The coding region runs from base 140 to 1051 and encodes 303 amino acids.